CGGGCGAGCGGGGCGGGGCGAGCGCGGCUCCCAUUCGCCGGCCGCCGAGCCGACUCCCCAGCCGCGGCGGCGCCGCCUGCCGAGCGCAGGGCCCGGGACCGCGCCCCUGGCGGAAGCAUGCUGGACUUCGCCAUCUUCGCCGUCACCUUCCUGCUGGCGCUGGUGGCAGCCGUGCUGUACCUCUACCCGGCUUCCCGACAAGCUGCAGGAAUUCCGGGGAUUGCACCGACCGAAGAAAAAGACGGUAACCUCCCCGACAUUGUGAGCAGUGGAAGUUUGCAUGAGUUCCUGGUGGAUUUGCACGACAGAUACGGGCCCGUGGCCUCGUUCUGGUUCGGCAGGCGUCUUGUGGUCAGCUUGGGCACCGCUGACGUCCUCAAGCAGCACUUCAACCCCAACAAGACCUCGGACCCAUUUGAAACCAUGUUGAAGUCAUUACUAGGGUAUCAAUCUGAUGGUGGGAGUGUGAGUGAAAGCCACGUGAGGAGGGAACUGUAUGGAAAUGCCGUGACGGCUGCUUUGCAGAGGAACUUUCCUCUCCUGCUGAAGCUUUCAGAAGAGUUCUUAGAUAGAUGCCUGUCCUACCCAGAGAGCCAGCACGUGCCCCUGAGCCAGCACAUGCUUGGCUUUGCCUCCAAGUCUGUCACACGGAUGGUCCUGGGUAGCACGUUUGAAGAUGAACAGGAAGUCAUCCGCUUCCAAAAGAUUCAUGGCACAGUUUGGUCUGAGAUUGGAAAAGGCUUUCUCGAUGGGUCUCUUGAUAAAAAUGCCACUCGGAAGAAACAGUAUCAAGACGCCCUCAUGCAGUUGGAAUCUACUCUAAAGAAAAUCAUAAAGGAACGAAAAGGAAGGAACUUCAGUCAGCAUAUCUUCAUCGACUCCUUAAUCCAAGGGAACCUUAAUGAGCAGCAGAUCCUAGAAGACAGUAUGAUAUUUUCUCUGGCCGGUUGCAUAAUAACUGCAAAGUUGUGCACCUGGGCAAUCUGCUUUCUGACGACUUCUGAAGACGUUCAGAAGAAGCUGCAUAAGGAGAUAGACGAAGUUUUCGGGAAGGGUCCUAUUACUUCAGAGAAAAUUGAGCAGCUAAGAUAUUGCCGGCAUGUGCUCUGUGAAACUGUUCGGACUGCCAAACUAACCCCAGUUUCUGCCCGGCUUCAAGAUCUUGAAGGAAAAGUCGGCCCAUUUGUUAUUCCUAAGGAGACCCUCGUCCUUUAUGCCCUCGGCGUGGUUCUUCAGGACCCCAGCACUUGGCCGUCCCCACACAAGUUUGAUCCGGAUCGCUUUGCUGAUGAAUCAGUGAUGAAAGUGUUUUCUUCGCUUGGCUUUUCAGGCACGUGGGAAUGCCCAGAACUGAGGUUUGCUUAUAUGGUGACCACGGUGCUCGUGACCGUGCUGGUGAGGAGACUGCGCCUUCUUGCUGUGGAGGGACAACUUUUUGAGAUGAAGUAUGAACUGGUCACAUCUUCAAGGGAAGAAGCGUGGGUCACUGUCUCCAAAAGAUACUAAACAUUUAGACAUUUUAAGUCUUUGUUAAGUAGAUGAAGGGAAAAAGCCUAUUUAGAAUAUGUGCUGGUCCUUUUACAAACCUAGUAUCAUUUUGUAAUGUAAACCCUAUUAGUGAAGUAAAUUUGGAUUUUUAUAUAUCAAGAUUUCUUAAUGUGUGAUAUACAUUUAUACUCAUUACAACAAUAUAUUGACAAUUUUAAUAGGAAAGUUUCAUUUUCUUUUAAUUUGUAUCAUUUUCUAAGCCAUUAUUUUUAAUCUUGAUUUUCUUAGGUUGAUCUCUCAAAUGAAUAUAUUAUUAGUAUUUUUUUUUUUUUUGAUUUUCAAGACAGGGUUUCUUUGUGUAGUCUUGGCUGAUCUCAGAAUUCACUCUGUAGACCAGGCUGACCUUAACUCAUAGAGAUCCACCUGCCUCUGCCUCCUUAGUGCUGGCAUUAAAGGUGUGCACCACCACCGCCCGGCUCAAAUGAAUAAUCUUAGAAUUCUUUUGUGUGAGUUGGAGAAUCACAUUUUCUGAAUAUUCAUAAAGAAAAACAAUGUUACCUCUUUUUACAUUUCUAAUAAAUCACCUAUCACUCUA
Molecule: messenger RNA, 2083 nt
Organism: Peromyscus californicus insignis
Lineage: Eukaryota; Metazoa; Chordata; Mammalia; Rodentia; Cricetidae
Product: cytochrome P450 20A1
Exons: 13
Coding region: 118-1506 (462 amino acids)
Cellular component (GO): membrane
Molecular function (GO): iron ion binding; monooxygenase activity; heme binding
Source: RefSeq, a predicted model, not a curated record